Messenger RNA from Lutzomyia longipalpis, 604 nucleotides. It is a transcript of the gene mRpS18C, whose product is annotated as 28S ribosomal protein S18c, mitochondrial. NCBI's taxonomy places the organism in Eukaryota, Metazoa, Arthropoda, Insecta, Diptera, Psychodidae. The transcript has 2 exons. Gene Ontology annotation, cellular component: ribosome; mitochondrial small ribosomal subunit. Gene Ontology annotation, molecular function: structural constituent of ribosome; small ribosomal subunit rRNA binding. The record is from RefSeq and is a predicted model, not a curated record. Gene Ontology annotation, biological process: mitochondrial translation. Bases 96 to 506 code for a protein of 136 amino acids.
UCAUAACCUUUUUGAGGUUAUGUUUUCCUCUCUUUUUUGAGAGCAUUUUGAGAGAAAAAGUGCUAAAAAGAAAACAAAUCCCUAGAAUUACUACAAUGGCACUCAGGUUUCUAAGGACAUCAGUGCUUGGGCAGCAUUUAAAAGUCUCCCUCAGUGCUGUACGGCAAGCAGCAACUUCACAGACCACCCCAGUGGAUCCAGAUGCCCCCAUUGAGAUUACAAAUCCCUUUGAGAAACCCCGACAGGAGUGUAUCCUCUGCCGAGCCAAUAUUGAACCAGAUUACAAGAAUGUGCGGCUCCUAUCGCAAUUUCAGAGCCCCUACACGGGUAGGAUCUACGGCCGGCACAUCACGGGACUCUGCAAAGGUAAGCAAGAAAAGCUGGAGCUGGAAAUUAUAAAAUCCCAAAAUUGCGGCUUGAUGCCAACGUACAAGAAGUCAAAUGAAUUUCUCAAGGAUCCACCCCUCUUUAAUCCAGAGCGCCCCAUUCGACCACAUAAAUACUAAAUAAAUCAUUAGAAACUCUUUUUAGUAGUAUAGAAAAAUGAAUAAAGAAUGUAAUAAUGUUUAUUCACUAUCGCAUAAAUACGUGCUAUUCCUCUAAA